Molecule: messenger RNA, 992 nt
Organism: Oppia nitens
Lineage: Eukaryota; Metazoa; Arthropoda; Arachnida; Sarcoptiformes; Oppiidae
Exons: 3
Coding region: 1-921 (306 amino acids)
Source: RefSeq, a predicted model, not a curated record
AUGUAUAAAAUAAAACCCGAAGAUUACGCUUCAUUGGCCAACAAUUCGGACGAAAUUAAUUUAAAAUUAAUUCAAUUGAUUACUAAUGAAAAAUGUUCAUACGAUCUGAUUGUUGACCUGGGCUUCGGUGACGGCAGAGUUACCCGAAUGUUGUCCGAAAACAUUAGUCACAAACAAUUGGUGGCCAUCGAUGUCGUACCCGAAAUGUUAGCCUACGCUGUGGCCAACAGUUCAGACGAUACCUCUAUUGAGUAUGUCUUACAAGAUAUGAGUGUCCCGUGGCUUGAGUUGAGUCCACGUAUCAGACAAUUGGAGUCAAAAGUGGAUCUACUGUUCACUAACUUAACCUUAAACUAUAUGUCAAAUAAAAGGCAAAUAAUAGAAAUCAUUGGACGGUUGUUGUCAAGCGAUGGACUGUUUUUUGCAAAUAUUAUACUAUCAGAUGACUUGAAUGAUAAACAACUGUUGAACAGUCAGACUGAAGAUCGACAACAACAACAACAACAACGACAGCAACUGUUAUAUCAUUCAAUUGAUAGACAAUUAAAUGAUUGGAAACAAUGUUUAGUCGACAAUGGAUUUGAUAUUAAAUUAUUCAAACAAUUGACUAUCAAUGAAAUAAUGACUCGCAAACACAUUAUAGAUAUGAUGCCCGAUAUAUUUAACACCUACGCUAUCUAUUACAAUGAUCGUAAACAAUUUGACACUGAGGUCAAAGUUGACGACCACUUUAUGGAUAAGGUAUUUAAUGCCUAUUUUAGUUUACCAGACAAAUCGGUGUCCGCGUCGGCAUCGGUAACGGUGGCCAACCAUCCGAUGUUGUUGUCGUGGAAACAAUUUUUUAAAGACAAUACUAUCCAUGAAUUGAUGCAUUCAUUUCAAUACUUGCAACUAAUGGCUUAUAAGAAAUAUAACAAAUAAUUUUAUAAUACAAAUGAAAACAAAUUGUCAAAAAUUAUUAUUAAAAAUAUUACCCUACCUCUCAUCACCCC